Cornus florida is the source of this 1382-nucleotide messenger RNA. RefSeq lists its product as uncharacterized. The transcript has a single exon. The coding region runs from base 191 to 913 and encodes 240 amino acids. The record is from RefSeq and is a predicted model, not a curated record. Lineage: Eukaryota; Viridiplantae; Streptophyta; Magnoliopsida; Cornales; Cornaceae.
CUUACGCACUCCCCAAAAGUCUCUUCACAAACCUUUUUUUUUUAUCCUCUCUCUACGCAUUCAUGCAUAUGUAUAUAUUAUGUCUAUUAUCGCAUCCCCAACCAUCAUUUUCCUUUCCAUUCAAACGUAUUCCAUUCUCUCCUCUCUCCCUCUCUGACUUCCCCUAUUUUAUUUUCUGAAUCUCCUCCAUAUGGAAUUCAAUUCGACCAUGACGUUUCUAGAAAGAACAUAUUCCUUUCUCUCCACUCUUUCCUCUGACCCUCUCUUCUCAAGCAUUGUCACACUCUACACCCUAAUUCUCCUCUAUUUCCCUCGACUUUUCCUCGGAAUUGUUUUCUCCCCGGUUCUGAUUUCAACUGGAAUUCUCUUUCUUUCUCUUCCUCGAUUAGGGCUCAUCCAAACGACGGAAAAGGAAUUCAAUUCCACCGACGCACAACAAACCCAUGAUUCAUCAACAGAGGAAGAUCACAAAUGGGUCUCACGCGAAACGAGUUUGGGUUUGGAUUUGAAUCCAAAUCCGUUUUACGCCGAUUCGUUUGUUGAAUGGAACUUGAGAGCACCGUUGGAGGUCAUAUACGAAGAGUACGAAGGUGAAGACGAAGAAGGAGAAGGAAACGACGACGUUCCGGUCGAGAAAGGAGAGAGACGUGAAACAGGUAUCGAGAGAUACCCUUCGUUGUCGCUGUAUUAUCCGGAAUCUGACUCGGAUGACUCGUCGGACGGCGAUUUUCCGGUGAUCGGAGGCUGGGACUCGCCGGAGAGUAUGGGUUUCAGGUGGGAGGAAGACGGCGGAGAUGGGUUGAUUGAGAUUGCAUUGGAUGGUAAGAGAACAAGUGAAGUUGAAGAAGAGAACCUGAUUGAGAUUGACAUUUCAACGGCGAGAGAUGACGAAUUCCGGCGAGAGUUUGAUUAAGUUAAUCUUGAUUAAUUAAAGUGUCAUUGGAGACAGAGAAAAAGAGAUUUUGGAUAAUUGGGUUUUGAGUUUGGUAAACAGAGAUUAGUGUUGUAUUUUACCAAUGUUUUAGGUGCAUUAAGCACUAAAUCCAAAGAUAUAGUACAAUGAAAAUGACUGAUACAUCUCUCCUACGGUGAAAGUAUCGAUGAACUUAAUGAACUUAAUGGAUGUGCCAUUUGAGUGUGAAGUGAGGUUUUGGUUGUAUGUAUAUUGUGUGCGUCUUAUUAUUGAAGCUGUGUCAAAAUGUUAGGACUUGGAAGUGCAAUCUAUCCUGUUUUUUCCUAUCAACAACUAGCAUAGACAGCUAAGUCAUGGAUAAUGACUUUAUUUUAGGUUUUCUAUUUUAUUUUUGUACAAAUAAAAAUCGUUAUACUAUCUAAAAUUUCUUUUGCAGGUGAAAUAUUCUUUUAUUUUUACUUUGUCUGUG